Molecule: messenger RNA, 1467 nt
Organism: Pogoniulus pusillus (Red-fronted tinkerbird)
Lineage: Eukaryota; Metazoa; Chordata; Aves; Piciformes; Lybiidae
Product: glycerol-3-phosphate acyltransferase 3-like
Exons: 12
Coding region: 1-1359 (452 amino acids)
Biological process (GO): triglyceride biosynthetic process
Cellular component (GO): endoplasmic reticulum
Molecular function (GO): glycerol-3-phosphate O-acyltransferase activity
Source: RefSeq, a predicted model, not a curated record
AUGGAAGACAAUGGAGAGGCUCGUGGCCUGCUGGAGGGCAGGAUCUUGGCGGUCUGGAGCCUUCUGUUUGUGGGGUUGAUUUUGUUGCCUUCGGUGUUUAGGGUGUCCCUGGGGAUCUCUCAUUGCUAUGUGAAAGUGCUAGUGAGAAUGUUUGAGUGGGCCACCCUGCAGGUCCAGGAGGGAGUCCGAAGGCAGAAGACGCUGGCACCUGAGCAUUUAAUCUCCACUGGCUCAUUUCCUCCUGCAGGGAUCAUCGAGAGAGAGAAAACCUCCAUGGAAGAGGAGCUGGCCGGGCAGCACCGCGGACAGUUCAGCCUGGCCGAUGUGAUGUACUUCUCCAAGAAGGGCUGCGAGGCAGUGGCAGAGGACGAAGUCACCCGGAGCUUCUCUUCUGAGGAGCUGGUGUCCUGGAAUCUCCUCAGCAGGACCAACGCCAACCUGCACCACGUCAGCUGGCAACUGAGCGCCGCCUGGCUCCUGGGCAUCCUCCUUCGCUAUUGCCUGCUGCUGCCUUUCCGUAUCUGCUUGACUGUUUUCAUCAUCCUCCAGCUGGUGUUGGCCACCACAGUGGUAGGACAGUUCCCAAACGGCAGAGUGAAGGGCUGGCUCAGCAACCAGGUUCAGAUGAUCUGUGCCACCUUAGGCAUCCGGUGCCUGGCUGGUCUGAUUCAUUUCCACAACAGGGAAAACAGACCACAGGAAGGAGGCAUCUGUGUAGCCAACCACACAUCUCCAUUAGAUGUCCUGAUCCUGGCCAGUGAUGGAUGCUACUCCCUGGUGGGGCAGGUGCACGGUGGGUUCCUGGGACUGAUCCAGAAGUCCUGCCUGCAGACCAGCCAGCACGUCCUGUUCGAGCGCUCCGAGAUCAGAGACCGCCACCUGGUGAGGAAAAAAAUUAAGGAGCACAUUGCAGACAAGGCCAAGCUGCCCAUCCUCAUCUUCCCAGAAGGUACCUGCGUCAACAACACCUCAGUCAUGAUGUUCAAGAAGGGAAGCUUUGAGGUAGGAGGCACCAUCCACCCAGUAGCCAUCAAGUAUGACCCCCGCUUUGCAGACCCCUUCUGGGACAGCACCAAGCACUCCAUGAUCUCCUAUAUGUUUAACAUGCUGACCAGCUGGGCCGUGGUUUGCAACGUCUGGUACCUGCCACCCAUGGUCAAAGAGGAGGAAGAAGAUGCUGUGCGCUUUGCCAACAGGGUGAAGGCUGCGAUCGCUGCUCGGGGGGGAAUGGCUGUGCUGCCUUGGGACGGGGGACUGAAAAGGAAGAAGGUCAAAGAGUCUUUCAAGGAAGAGCAACAGAGAAAGUAUUGCCAGAUAGUGCUGGAGGAUGGAUCUGUGGGCAAGGGAAGUGUCUGUUAAGUGUUACUUCUUUUAUCUGGUUGUUCCAGGACCUGGCUCCACCACAGAGAGGGCUCUUGUUGUUUUCUGCUAAGACUGACAGGUUUUCUUCUGCCCCUGGAAGAUAAU